Messenger RNA from Caenorhabditis auriculariae, 9153 nucleotides. Lineage: Eukaryota; Metazoa; Nematoda; Chromadorea; Rhabditida; Rhabditidae. The record is from the annotation of a GenBank genome assembly.
AUGUUCUGGGGUGACAAUUACCGACUUCUAGUCGUACUCGUCGGUUUCUUCUGCCUCGUUUCGAUUUGUUCCAAUCACAAUGUCAUCAAUUUCACAUUUAUCUGCAUGCAGGAUGAUUUCUCUGACGCUGUGGUUGAUGCCAAUGGGGUUGGUUUUUUUUUUUCAUUUUCAAAAAAAGAAGGGAAAAUGAGCCUUUUUCGUUCAUUUCAGUCGAAAAUCAGCCAUUCCAAAUGUAGCCUUCAAAAGGAAACCACCGUAACCUUAACCGAUCCACUCAUAUCAUUCUCUUUUUGAUUGAUCAACCGAUUGAAAGAGUAGAAAAAAAAUGACAACCUUUGAAGUUUCAAGGUCAUCUUUCAUUUUUUUUUUUGGGUUCUUCUUCGGUAUCGAAAAAAGGGGUAAUUUUUGCAUUUUUUCCGGCAAAAAAGCCCAUAGUGGAUCCGAACCGCGAACUCUCGAUCAUCAACCAAGGCUCUUAACCAUUACAUCACUCUUUCAACUGCUUUUCUAUUAGAGCAAAUCUUAUUAGAAAAAAAAAGCAGAAGGGUCCAAAAUUAUAACUCCUUGUCCAUCAGAGACCUUUUUCCGGCAAAAAGCCCCUAGAGGAUCCGAACCAGCGACCUCCUUCUUUCAACUAAGACUCUUAGCCAUUACACACCUCUUACUUCACCUGCUUUCUCAAUCAGGAAAAAUCUAUCAGAAAAAAGGUCCACAAUUAUAACUACUUGUCCAUCAUAGACCUUGUUCGCCAAAAACCUCUGGUGGAUCCGAACCAAGGACCUUCUGCUCUCCAGCCAAGGCUCUUAGCCAUUACACCACUUUUCCUUCAACUGCUUUUUUUAUUGAAGAAAAACUUAUCAGAGAAGAAGCAAAAAAUAAAAAAAUUAUAUCAGCUCUUUCGUCAAAACCCUUAUUCGCCAAAAACCUCUGGUGGAUCCGAACCAGGGACCUUCUGCUCUCCAACCAAGGCUCUUAGCCAUUACACCAUUUUUCCUUCAACUGCUUUUUUUGUUGAAGAAAAACUUAUCAGAGAAGAAGCAAAAAAUAAAAAAAUUAUAUCAGCUCUUUCGUCAAAACCCUUAUUCGCCAAAAACCUCUGGUGGAUCCGAACCAGGGACCUUCUGCUCUCCAACCAAGGCUCUUAGCCAUUACACCAUUUUUCCUUCAACUGCUUUUUUUGUUGAAGAAAAACUUAUCAGAGAAGAAGCAAAAAAUAAAAAAAUUAUAUCAGCUCUUUCGUCAAAACCCUUAUUCGCCAAAAACCUCUGGUUCCAGCACCCUCAUGUUCUGUAACCAAAGCUCUUAGCCAUUACACCACUUUUCCUUCAACUGCUUUUUUUUAUUGAAGAAAAACUUAUCAGAGAAGAAGCAAAAAAUAAAAAAAUUAUAUCUGCUCUUUCGUCAAAACCCUUAUUCGCCAAAAACCUUUGGUGGAUCCGAACCAGGGACCUUCUGCUCUUUAGCCAAGGCUCUUAGCCAUUACACCACUCUUUCAACUGCUUUUCUAUUAGGGCAAACCUUAUCACAAAAAAAAAAAGGGAAACGAUCCAAAGUUAUAUAUCCAAGCUACUCUUUCGUCAAAGACCUUGUUCGCCAAAAACCUCUGGUGGAUCCGAACCAAGGACCUUCUGCUCUCCAGCCAAGGCUCUUAGCCAUUACACAACUCUUUUUUUAAGCAGCUUCUCUAUUAGAGCAAAUCUUAACAGAAAACAAGGGAAAGAUUAAAAAAUUGUAUCUCUUCUUUUGUCAAAGACCUUGUUAGCCAAACCUCUGAUGGAUCCGAACCAGCAACCUCCUGAUCUCGAGCCAAGGCUCUUAGCCAUUACACCACUUUUUCCUUGAACCGUUUCUCUAUUAAGGAAGAUCAAAAAUAUGUCCAUAAAAGCCUUUUUUGCCAAAAAACCGGACCAAGAUCGGAACCAGCAUCAAAAAUCUGCCAGUCAAAGCUCCUAUCCACUAUGCCAUCCUUCUUCCAUUCACAUGAAAGUGAAACGCACCACACAAUGCAAAGAAAAGUAAUAACUAACGAUAAUCAAGGGAUAAUAAAUGAUAGGGAGUGGAACAGGUUUCAAUCGUCGAUUUUUGCAUCGCUGUAAAAAAGUCUCCUGUUCUUCUCGACCUUCGUUCGAGACUUGUACAACGCGAACACGAGUUUCUCGUUUCUCACAGCCCUUUGUCAAACGAUUAUCAGUUGCAAUUUAUGGCCUGAUGGGGUUCAGAAUGUAUUUUGAACCGAAUUAAAAAAAGUUGAGUUCGAAAUAUUACUGGAGUUGUGUGUAGGAAUGACUUGACGCUCAAAAAUGCAACGGCGCAAGUCGUUUGGGGUCGGGCGCAACCUAAAUGCGCCUAUAGUGUCUCAAGCAACAGUGCAUAAACUAUAAGUUAGUUUUUUUGUUUCGAAAAAAAGUAUUUACUAAAUUUUUUUCUCGAACACAAAAAAAUUUCAGAUCUAAUGAAAAAAAUAAAAUUACAGUAAAAUGAGCAAUGCAUUGGCUAAUAUGAGCAAUAAGUGACUUUCGACUGAGUCGGCUUUUUUUCUAAUAUGAAAAUAUUCUUCGGAAAAUCUCAAAUUAAUGUCUAGAAAUUUUUUUAUUAUCCAGUUUGAUAAAAUCUAUAAAAUGAGCAACAUCUUCCAGACGAUGCGCAGCAAAUUCGACUACACGCCUGACGAAAAAUCGAAAAUUCUAUGGGCUUUGGCGGUUGGAACCAUUACCGGCACGAUGCCAGUCAACUACCUGUAUGUUCGAUUUGGGGCCAGGUAACUUUUUUUCAAUUAUUAUGACGUCAUGGAGCUCAAAAAAAAAGUAUUAUGACGUCAUUUUUCUUGAGUUUCAUGACGUCAUCUUCGAUUUCAUUUGAAAAUUCAAUAUUAGUCAAAAUUUCUGAGUGAAAAAUGCACGUCAUGUUGAAUAAAUCAAUCGAACUAUAACUCAUUAUGACGUCAUAUUUUGCCUCUAAUGACGUCAUUACUAGUUCAAGAAGGCUUAAAACUGACUUAUCAGCUUCAGAUUGGAUAAAGUUUAUAAUUAUCAAAUUUGGAAGACUUUCAUAUUUUCUGACGUCAUUUUCCUGAUCCGUAUGACGUCAGAGGUUAACCGUGAUGACAUCAUCGAAAAAACCUUUUUUAAGCUUCAAAGAAGAGCCUCUUUUGAUUGACUAUCUUAAAACUCUCCAAAGAACCAACAAAGACAGCGAAAAUCAAGGCUAGACGAACAAAUUGAACCAAAUCUCCACCUCAUUUCGAUUCCAAUCAAAAUCAAUUAGAGAUCAUCAAACGGAGAGAAGAAAUCGAACCUAAGGUCAAACGGUUCUUCUCUGAUCUUUUCGGGGAAUCGGGGAAAAAGAGAAGGAACCCGCCGGGCGCCCAGUUCUUUCCGAUCAAAAAUAUGAUGUCAUGAGACGAAAGUUCAGUAAUUUUUGAUAUUUUACGAUUUUCUUCUCUCUCCCACAGUUUUUUUGAUUUUUCUAAGAAGGUGAAAAAAAUGGAAUAAUUAUUGGAAAAGUGAGCUAGAAAUAGGAAAAUUGAUUUCGAAAAAUUCCAAAAAACUCUUAUUAAUUUCUAACGUCAUUUCUCUUGAUUUUUCAUAUGACGUCAUCAUUUUCGAUUUUUUUAUGAAAUGCUUUUUUAUGAAGUGGCCACUAGGGAAAUUCCUCAAGGAUAACUUGGAGAGGACACUAUAGUGGCCACUAAAACCACCUCUUUAAAAGUAACUAUUAGGCGUGUUAUUACAGUAGUCACUAUAGUAGCUAUUAAUGGUCUAGUAGCACCUCUUGGACUUCUAAAGAGCCCACUAGAUUUUAUCCACUCAAGUGGUCCCUGAUUUGAACACUAUAGUGGCCACUAAAAAGUCCGAACCCUAAAGUGGCCACUAAGCUGACCUCUACAAAAGUCACGUUUCAGUGACCACUAUAGUAGUUAUUAAUGGUCUAGUAGUACCCCUUGGACUUCGAAAGAGCCCAGUAAAAUCAGCCACUCAAGUGGUCACUAAUUCGACUACUAUAUAGUGGCCACUAAAAAGUCCCAACCCUAAAGUGACCACUAAGUUCACCUCUAUAAAAGUCACGUGUUAGUGGCCACUAAAGUAUUAAUGGUCUAGUAGCACCCCCUGGACUUCUAAAGUGGUCACUAACUCUAACAAUAUAGUGGUCCCUUAAACUUUAAAUCCCUAAAGUGGUCACAAAACCAUCAAAGCUUGAAACUUCGGAUUGACUUUUGAAGAAGCUUUCUCUUGAAAAUGACGCUACACCUUUCCAGGUACCCAUUCUUCAUCGCUGGGAUAAUAUCCGCCAUAUCAACCGUUUUAGUUCCCGAGGCUGCAGUUCUCGGUUUUGGACCUUUGGUUUUUCUCCGAUUCGUUCAGGUAUUCCAUUUUGGAGCUUACAAAGCUUAGGUUCAUGAACUGGAUCGAUCAAACUAAAAAUAAGGUGCUGAAAGAUCCCUUGAGAAGUUCAAAAAUUCACGUUCCUGCAUUGGAAUCGGACCAAAACUAGCUGAAACUGAUAGUCGAGUGGCUAAAGAGCUACUUCAUUACCCAACGGAUCACUAGUUCGUAUCCUUCCACCAUUCAAGUCUUGAAAAUCAAUAACUACGAUUUUUCAGGGAGUCGCCUACUCGGCCGACUUUGCCGCGAUCGGUCUGAUCGUCUCGAGAUGGGCUCCCUUGAAAGAAACGGCGAUUUUCAUCGCGACUCUAACUUCGUUCACCGGAAUCUCGUCCAUCAUCACCAAUGGGCUGAGUGGUGCGGUGAGGAGGCUUGUAUUUGGCAAAAAAUGGAAUCUAGGAGUAGAACCUUUGAUCUUAUCAGUUGGGCUUUAGCUCCUCAGACAGUUUCUGGGGAGGUGUUUCAAAGCUUUCCAACAAUUGGUCAAACUUUUUCCACAUGCCUUCCCUUCUUACCUUCCAGAAGCCUGCUAGAAGGCUUCCGUACAGCAUUUUCAAUUUCAUACCUUCCAACUACCUUCUGAACACCUCCCUAAGGCCUUCUCAAGAUAUUCUAGCUUUCGGCUCACAGCGUUCUCGAACGGGGUGGGGAGACGUCAAAAAUGUUUUGGCGCGAAACUUGAUAUCUCAAGUACGCAGCCAAAUGCAUUCUUCAUGCCGUUGAAUACUCAGUUUAAUUUGCAACGAUAGGUAGCAGUGACGUCACAGUCCUUCUAUUUGAAGCGCGCACUUACUUUUUUUUUAAAUUCAGAAACUUUGACGCCUCGCUCACCUUCUCUCACCCCAUUAGGAACGCCGUGGGCUGGUUAGAUUCCCAACACUUUCCCAGGAAUUACCCAAGUAUUGACUUCUCUGAGCUGGAGCGCCUGAAGGCGUGCCCGAAUAUUUCUCUGCCGCAUGCUAUUUAGUCGUUUUCUCCCAGUCAGAGAGUGAAGAAAUAGCAUGCGGCAGAGAAAAACUCGGGCGCGUCUUCAGUUCAGAGUUUUACUAUGCAAGAAGUCAUGAUAAAGAGAAUAAGAAAGAUGAAACUUUCAAUUUUAACCAUUAGAAAGGAGCUUAUCACCCACUCAGAUUAGAAGCUUGAAAAUGAUAAAAAUCCAACCAAGAAGGACACUUUCAGCUUUAUUAGCCUGUCUGAACUGUUCCAAAAGCUUCUGGCAUUUUUAGGAGUUUAGAAAAGGCCAAAACUCGGAUCAUACCAUAGAUGAUUUAGUACAGAAGUUAUAGGCCAUUCCGCGCUAGCCUGUCACGUUUUUCUUUCCGCCAAAAGGCCAGGUCAAAUUUAACCAACUUUCGCUUCGAGACCUUUAUUUCAUGCCGUUAUAAAAGCAGAAAUUUGAUCUAAUUUGGUAUACGGUCUUUUUGGGGGGAAGAAAAACGUGACAAGCUGGCGCGGAAUAGACUAUAGUCAAGGGUGGCUCCCAAAAAUUUGGAAAAUUUUGAAUAAAAUCAAUUUUCAACCUCCGGGAUGUAUUUUCGGCCAUGAUGAUACAAUUUUUAGAUUUAGAAAGGUAUUUUUAAUUUUAAUUCAGGAAAAAUUGGGAGGAGGGGUCGGCGGCCUUUAAAAUAGUCUGCUUAUGUAUGGAUCAUACAAAUUUGAAUAGAAAUUUCCACAUUAUAACCUGCAUUUUUAUCUUCUACGACUUAAACAUGCAAAAGCUGAUAAGAAUAGGCAUAGAAGGAAGGAGGAACACUUGGAAAAAAAUUCCGAAAAGUUGAAAGUCGAUUUUCUUCUUUAUAAGUCCUUCUUCUGAAUUCAUACAGCCUUUACUUGCCCGCUUAUGCCAACUAUUCAUAGAACCCUCCACAAAAAUUCAGAUUUUUUCACUUCCCAUGAAAAUUUCGAUCAAAAAACCUAUUUUAUCAGGUUUUCCAACCAAAACCAAACCAACUUCCAGAUCUGCGAGUCCUCCCUCGGGUGGCGCUGGUCGUACUAUCUGCACGCCCUGGGCGGCGUCGCCCUGUUCAUGGCCUGGGUGUUCGUCUACAGCGACGAUCCGGCCGACGACGCCAGGGUUUCUAAAAGAGAGCUGUCGAAAAUUCAGAAGAACAAGUCCUCGGCGCAUCUGGAGAACAACUGCGAGGUACCCUACAUGGUCAGUUUUUUUUUUUGAAAAUUUAUGGUUUUUCCUGAAAAUUUAAAGGCGCAGAAGUUGGAAUUUGAAGACUUGAAGACUAAAAAUUGGAUUUUGAACAAAUUUUUUCGGCCUUUUUAGCUCUAAAAUUCUUAUUAGAGUGUUCAAAAUCUAGCUGAAAUAACACGAAAAUGGCAAACUUUCCAAUAAAUAAAAUUUUUUACGCUUCUUUAAAAGUCCCGCAAGAAUUCCAGUUUAUCCUUGUUGAAUAAAAAACUUCAAAAAGUUCUUUUUUAGCCGAAAACUCCAAUUUCAGAAGCUCCUAACAAGCCCCGUUAUUCUGUGUGUAUGGAUCUGUGCAUUUGUCGAAUUAUCAGGAACAAUUCUCAUCACAAUGUACGCUCCAAUCUACUUCAGGAGGGCACUGCAUUUCGGGGUUCGUUUUUAACCGUUGCCUUCAUUUUUGCAGAGAAAGGAUUGAAAUUCUGAAUAUAACGGACUAUUGAUGAGUUGAAAAAAAAAUAAACUUGGAAAAAAGUUUUUUUUUUCGUUUUUUUUUCCUGAGAACUAAGCUUCAGCCUUAAAAAUGUAAGUUUAUUAAAAAUUUUAGAAUGAAGAUGAAAACUUGAAACUUUUUCUUUUUUUUAGUUUUCAAAAUUUUGAGUCUUCUGUGGUUCUAUUUGAACAAUGACCGGUUCUCAUCAAAAAAAAAAUCCGAUGUUUAGAAAAUUUUCUGACCUUCCUGGUAAGUAAAAAAGCAGCUUGAAUGAAACGAAAACUUUAAAGUGUUUCAAAAUUGUCAUUUUGAGCUACCCAAAGAUUUUUCUGGACUUUACACGUCCAUUGUUCUCUGAACUCUUCUAAGAACUUAUUCCCAUUACUCGGACCUUGGUAACGAGAAUCGGACGUGUCGGAGCAUUUCUAGUGAGCACUCUAGUAGCCUCAGAACGCUCAAGGGAUCCCUAGAAUUGCUUAGAAACUUCCGGAGCACUUCCGAUUUCCGUUACGGCGGUCCGAGCAUGUUUUCGAACCUAUGCGCAAUUUUGCAGUUUUUCCGCAAGAUCAUGUACUUAAGCAUGGCUAGUAUGACAAAGUGUUGAGUUUUUCAGAGCUCUUUAAUAAAUACUGAUACUUUUUUAAGCCUCAAGUUGAGACCGCUGAAACCGAAGUUUGGCUUGGAGCUAUCAUUACCGUUUACAUAUCAUUAAGACUUGAGACAUUCACCAUAAAUUCUCAAAUCUAUGCGCAGAUUUAGACUUUUCCGCAAGAUUAUGUACUUAACCAUGGCUGGUAUGACAAAGCAUUGAAUUUUUCGUAACUCUUUAAAAAAUCAUAUUUUCAGAUUGCUGAGACCGGAUUCUGGCUCGGGGCCAUCAUUGCCGUUCAUAUUCCAUUGAGAUUCGUUGCAGCUGUUAUCAGUGAUAAAUUAAGGUACCUAAUAACUAAUUAACAACGAAAAUAAAUCCAACAAAAUUCAGAUGCGUCUCCGAAAUGACCAAGAUCCACAUUUUCAACUCCAUCGCCGUUGGUGGCGUCGGAAUUUUCUUCGCCAUUUUCGGGUGGGAAAAAUAUGAAGUUUUUGUUAUUUUCAAGGUUUUUUUUUUCAGAUUCAUACCUUCAGAAAAUAAAACGGCAGCAGUGAUUUGCUUGAUGUUGCUUGAAUGUGCGACGAGUUUCAACAGUGGGGGAUUCUACAAAUGCGGAACACUUCAUGCCAGGUUUUCAAAGAGAUUUUGAAGAAAAAACCAUAGGAACCGAAGUUUUGAGGCUCCAAGGACAAAGUUUUCGGUUAAAAAACUUUUCUUGCACACUUGAUUUACUGUAACUGUCCCACAGUCUCCGCUGGAGUGACUAGGAUUCAAAGUGGUGUUUCUCAAGGCGCGCCCGACUCUAAACGGUUUCCGCUCUAGGUCAUAAAGGAGUAUAAUCUGUAACGCAACCGCGACGCUUUGAGUCAUUCUUGAUGCGACCGCAAAGUUUGAGUCCCAGAAAGCGAAGAACUAAGAACGUGAAAUCUAGAAGCUUAGAAACAUCUUGUCAUAAAGCUGUCUGACCUUUCUGCGCCCUCUUUUCUUUCUCUUUGUGCGAGGAAGAAGAGACUACAGAGUUUUGCGUAAAAAAGUUUGGAUAAUCUUUCGGAUUCGAACCAACGACCUUUCGAGCUUUAGAAAGAACUCCUACCGACUGAGCUAUCUAUUGUUCAGACAAUUCUCCCACGUCGUCAUCUCGGCAGUGCAGUUCACCAAAUGCGUCGCUUUGUUCACGGGUCCCGCCAUCGUCUCCUUGUUCGUCACCGACGAAUCCGACCGGACUCAGUGGCAACGUGUUUUCUUCGCCUACUGUGCCGCCAUGGUCUUGGUCCGUUUUCUGGGAUUUUCAACUUUUUGGUAGCUUAUCAUAGUUGCGAGUUGUGAAAUUAAGUCUUAGAAAGCUUGGAACUCAACUUUGAGAUUGAAGAAUUGAAAAGAACCUUUUUCUGAUUUUUUGAAGGUUUCUUCCUACCCAAAAUUCCAUUAUUCAUACUGAUUUCAGGCAACUAUUCUGGCCUACUUCUUCUUCACGGACAAGCCAGCCAUCUGGACCGAAGAGGUGACAGUGAAAAAGUCGGAAAAGAGCAAGGUCGCCCCAGCUGUCUAG